This is a messenger RNA of Sorex fumeus (smoky shrew), 3383 nucleotides long. RefSeq names its product adenosylmethionine decarboxylase 1 (gene AMD1). Gene Ontology annotation, cellular component: cytosol. The record is from RefSeq and is a predicted model, not a curated record. Gene Ontology annotation, biological process: spermidine biosynthetic process; spermine biosynthetic process. Lineage: Eukaryota; Metazoa; Chordata; Mammalia; Eulipotyphla; Soricidae. Bases 380 to 1384 code for a protein of 334 amino acids. Gene Ontology annotation, molecular function: putrescine binding; adenosylmethionine decarboxylase activity. The transcript has 9 exons.
GCAGUGCUCUCGCUUCCACAGUAUGGCCGGCGACAUUAGCUAGCGCUCGCUCUGCUCUCUUUAACGGGGAAACAGCGGACUACAAGAGACUGAACUCUAAUCUGCCUCUUUUCCAACAGACUCGUUCAACUUUCGCUCACAAACACACUCACGAAAAAAGCCGGGGAAAUUUUAUUAGUCCUUUUUUUCUAAAAAAAAAAAGUUAAUAUAAAAUUAUAGCAAAAAGAAAAAGAAAAAAAAAAAGGAACCUGAACUUUUAAGUAACACAGCUGGAACAAUCCGCAGCGGCGGCGGCGGCAGCAGCGGCGGGAGAGAAAAAAAAAAUUUUUAAUUUAGUUGAUUUUCUGUGGUUGUUGGUUUGUUCGCUCGUCUCACGGUGAUGGAAGCUGCACAUUUUUUCGAAGGAACCGAGAAGCUGCUGGAGGUUUGGUUCUCCCGGCAGCAAGCCGACGCAAACCAAGGAUCUGGGGAUCUUCGCACCAUUCCAAGAUCCGAAUGGGACAUACUUUUGAAGGAUGUGCAAUGUUCAAUCAUAAGUGUGACAAAAACUGACAAGCAGGAAGCUUAUGUACUCAGUGAGAGUAGCAUGUUUGUCUCCAAGAGACGUUUCAUUUUGAAGACAUGUGGUACCACCCUCUUGCUGAAAGCACUGGUUCCCCUGUUGAAACUUGCUAGGGACUACAGUGGGUUUGACUCAAUUCAAAGCUUCUUUUAUUCUCGUAAGAAUUUCAUGAAGCCUUCUCACCAAGGGUACCCACACCGGAAUUUCCAGGAAGAAAUAGAGUUUCUGAAUGCAAUUUUCCCAAAUGGAGCAGCAUAUUGUAUGGGACGCAUGAAUUCUGACUGUUGGUACUUAUAUACUUUGGAUUUCCCAGAGAGUCGGGUAAUCAGUCAGCCAGAUCAAACCCUGGAAAUUCUGAUGAGUGAGCUUGACCCAGCAGUUAUGGACCAGUUCUACAUGAAAGAUGGUGUUACUGCAAAGGAUGUCACUCGUGAGAGUGGAAUUUGUGACCUGAUACCAGGUUCUGUCAUUGAUGCCACACUGUUCAAUCCUUGUGGGUAUUCAAUGAAUGGAAUGAAAUCAGAUGGAACUUAUUGGACUAUUCACAUCACUCCAGAACCAGAAUUUUCUUAUGUUAGCUUUGAAACAAACUUAAGUCAGACCUCCUAUGAUGACCUGAUUAGGAAAGUGGUGGAAGUCUUCAAGCCAGGAAAAUUUGUGACCACCCUGUUUGUAAAUCAGAGUUCUAAAUGUCGUGCAGUGCUUUCUUCGCCCCAGAAGAUUGAAGGUUUUAAACGUCUUGAUUGCCAGAGUGCUAUGUUUAAUGAUUACAAUUUUGUUUUUACCAGUUUCGCUAAAAAGCAGCAACAACAGCAGAGUUGAUUAAGAAAAAUGAAGAAAAAACGCAAAAAGAGAACACACAUUGAAGGUGGUAGCUGCUUUUUAGAUGUUGAUACCGGGGGCCAUGCUUUCCAUAAUCACCACCUCAUAGUUGCAGAAAGCCCUAGAUGUAAAGAUAGUGUAAUCAUUUUGAAUUGUAUGCAUUAUUAUAUCAAGGAGUUAGGUAUCUUGCAUGAAUGCUCUCUUCUGUGUUUAGGUAUCCUAUGCCACUCUUGCUGUGAAAUUGAAGUGCAUGUAGAAAAAAACUUUUACUAUAUAAAACAUUACAACACUUGUGAAAACAAUUCAAUUUGGUUUACGCACAGCGUAAUAUUUCUCCAGGUAUCACCCAAAAUCCCCCACAGACAAGGCUUUCGUCCUCAUUAGGUGUUGGCCUCAGCCUAACUGUCUGGGACUGUUCUAUUAAAUUGCUGCCAGGAUUUUUACAUCCCGUUACCUCCACUUUCUAAAACAUAUUCUCUACUAAUAUUAUUGAAAUCAAUUUCUACUUCAUACAGAUGUUUUUGCAACAGCAAUUAAAAGUUUUCUUCCAUGAGUCGAGUCCUCUUAAGAAAAUUGAUUGCCGUCUGUUGUGUAUUACUAUUUUAACAUUGCUUCCUACAUUUGUAUUCCCUUAAUUGACUGUUCUCCCAACCACCUUGUCUCCUACCCUCCUCCCACCCCAUCCACCCCAAUAAAGCAAUACACUAUUACACUGUGGGUUUAUACUAAUCUUACACCCCAGGAUGGGGAAGGGUCAGACCCUAGACUUCAUUUUCAUGGUCGAGAGAUUUUGACCUUAUUAAUCAGCACGAGCUCUUACAGGGGCUGGAGUGAUAGUACAGUGGGUAGGGUGCUUGAUUUUCAUUUAUACUGGGAGAGCUGUGUGGAAACAUGCCAUUCUUUGCUCACCAGUAAAUGAAACUAGCUUUCAUGGAUACCAUUCCCUUUCUGACUUCCUAAGUCGUAAUAAAUUUUUUUUGUCAUUAAGCAGGGAGAUUAAGAGAGGUUAUACCUGGAUUUAAUAAUUCAACUCAGAUCAUUAUCCAUAUUACUUAGCAGACAUUUCCACAAAUUUCUAUUAGUAACAUAGUGUAAGCUUGGAUUAAAGCAGAAUCAUUGUCUUUGUCAUCUUGUGACUGUUCUGACUUUAUGAUUCAUGUGAUAGUGUUCUGACUUUCUGUUCCUAUCUUCACCAUGUCGUCAUAGGAUUAAGUGAAUGAGAAUUGUUGAGGUUAUUCAUACAUACACAGUGAACCCAAAUGCUAUUCAUAAACCAAAACAAAAAAUUCCAAGUGUUCAAUGGGAAAUAACUAGAAAUGCAGAGUUUCAAGAGCUGGAUCUUAAUAUGCAUUUAACUAUUUUUGCAAAUAAUAAGAUAAAAACAGUUGAGAAAAUAGCAAGGUUGACUGAAGUUUGUAUAUCUUGUCCUCAAAAAAAUUUUUGUUUCUGGAUUUGAUGUAAUGGUAUUUUGGUUCCUUCCGUAUUUUUUAAUGAAACACUUUUUUGAGUGUUUCUAAGCAUGAAAUCUACUUGGUUUGAAAUCAAGUGGUGGGAACACUUUGGACAUUUUUUUUAAAGUUGUUGAUGGAAAGUUUCAUUGAAGAAGCUUUUGAUCAAUAAGGGAGAUUGAUUUGUACAAGUUCACGGUACCUAGGGUUUUGGUACUGUUCUGAGGACCAAUGUUGAAAGUGGAUUUUUGUUCUUGAACAGUAUCCCAGCUGAAUUGAUGACAUUUGUGGGCUUUGAGGUCUGAUCUUUUUUUUCUCUAAUAGAGUUAAGAUUUAUAUCUAAUACUAAGAUUACACAAAUUUUUAUGGAACAAAGCUUAGAAGAAUGAAAACUAUAGAUUGAAUAGUAAUCUAAAUCCUAGUAUGGUUAUGUACAUAGAGGAGGGAAAUUUUUGGUGCCAUAAAUUCUCUCUUCGUGGUGUUGGACUUAAAUCAGUUGAAAUGUAUUUCUGUACCACAAUUUAAGCUUCAAUAAAAGUUUGCAUACUUAA